AUGAAGCUCGAGUGUUCCAACUUAAGAGGAAUCUUGCAAGUCUCCAACAAGCAAGAAGAAGUACGUAGGAAAGUCAUGAAUGUUGACCUAAAAUCUAGUGUGCUUGAGGCUAGAGCUUUUGUGACAAACCACAAGUCAUCUGGAGAUAGAGUGUACAAGGGAAAAAGGCCAGAUCUGAAGUGUUUACACUGCAAUAAUAUUGGACAUCUAAUAGAUCGAUACUGGAUAUUACACCCUGAGUUGAAGCCAAAGUUUGAGAACAAGCCUUCAAGAGACUACAAGGGCUCAUAA
This is a messenger RNA of Prunus armeniaca (apricot), 291 nucleotides long. The record is from the annotation of a GenBank genome assembly. Lineage: Eukaryota; Viridiplantae; Streptophyta; Magnoliopsida; Rosales; Rosaceae.